GUUCAGACUCUUACUGCUCUGACAGUGGCGGCAGGAAUGGCGGCUAAGAUUACAAGAGGAAGGAGCCCGAAGACCAUGAAACUUUACUUCUAACGGCCCAGCAGAGGAAUUUAACCCCGGUUAACCGCUGAAGCGCCGCCUUGAACCGGAUUAAAGAGAGGAGAAGUCCUAUUCUGUUAUAUCAAUGCGGUAAAUGUCCCGGUUUAGGAGUGGGACGCAGUAGUUGACUUUGAUUGAAGGUAGCCGUUAGCCGUUAGCUUCUAGCCAGCUGUUGGCCACUUGGCUCGACUGGCCCAACAAGUUAAUAACUGCAUGAAAACAUCCCCUGUUUGUUUUUUUUAACGGUGCUCCAGUCUCAUUGACAUCUGAUAGUAUUCGGGAUUUUUCCUCAUAGUGGGAUUAGACGAUAAAACACGUGUACGGAGCGCGUUUUGGGACAUUAUUGCUGCUAACUCCACCGUUAGCUGGUGCAGUGAAGCUAAGUUGGGAUCCUGAAGUCUCGCCCAUUUUUUGGAUCCUGCCCCAGCCACUGGCUAAGAAGGGCUAAUCAACUGCCGAGUAGUCUGGUUUUCGGGGUUGACUGGAGCCACAAUGGAAAGUCUAACGCUGACUGAUAUCGAGCAGAAAUAUUACUCGGAUUUGUUCGUUUACUGCGACACGGACAACACCAAAAAAGUGGCGUCCAACGGGAGAGUUCUUGACCUUUUCCGGGCGGCCCAGCUACCCAGCGAAGUAGUCUUGCAGGUAAGCUAGCACAAGCUCUGUGGGAGUCUCUAAAGUGUUGAAUUCAAGCUGUGAUGCUGGGUAUGAAUUCUGAUGCGUUAGUACACAGUUGACCUGUCAUCCAGGAAAGCUUUGGUUAGCCUUGGUGGUUCUCUGUGCUGCGCAGCAACAGACACACCUUCUUCUGGCUAAUGUUAGCCUUGGUUGUGAAGGAUGUACCCCAGGUCUAAUUUUUAACCUUUACUGGCAGUUUCAGCCCAAAGCAACACCUUGAAUGUCUAAGAGAAGCUGGAUUUCCUCCUCCUGUGUCCGUUUUUCUGGCGGAAACAGAGUCUAGUGUCUAUAAAAGCAACUUGUAUCCUGGUCAGUCCUUUGCCUCAGACUGCUGCCUACUCUUUUCUGGCUUCUGUCUCCAUAACAAUCUGUCAUGUUAAACGGGUAUUGUGGAAAAGCAUGAACCUAAGUCACAGGGUCCUAUAGGUCGGAUUGAUUGACAACGUUUUGAAGUGGAUUGUCUCAGAAAUGCUACAACCAGAGACAGACCAAUUUAUCAGUCAGGUCGAUAAAUGGCAUUUUGAAGUGAUAGGUAUCGACCAAUACCUGCAUCUACAUUGUUCAUUAUUACAUUAUUAUUGCAUGUAGAUACUGCAGUCUGCCUCCUUAGUGUGGAGCAAUGUUAACAUAAAUGAUAGCAUGUUUUUUCCCAUUCUAAAUGAAAGGGUAUUAUACUAAAUAGUUACUGACAAGUAUUUGAUAUACUCUGUUAUGAUGUUAUUAAGGAUGGCUUCUGACAAAAUUCUCCUUUCUAAUUUUAACAUCCAUUUGUUUCUCUCCAAGUAAAAUGCAUUGAAGAAUGGAUUUUAUGUUCUAUUAAACUGCUUUCAAUGCAAACAACAAUAUCUUAAUAGCAGUACAUACUGAUCACUGUCUGACCUGCUCUGAAAUCAUAGGCAUCAGUCAGGUGACAGUCGAUCAGUCACAUGCUACUGCCUAGUGGAAGAGCUGCUUGAUUAUGGACUUUGAUUAUAAGAUCAUGACUACUUUACACAAUUGCCUUUUAACUGGCAACGUCUGCAUCACAUGUAUUUAUUCACCUUUAAAACUCCUCUAACACACACUUGUUUUUCAUCAGCCUCUCUCAUGCCACUAUCUCUUUCCCUCUGCUUUACUAACACACACUGCUUUUCCUGCUCCUCUCCCUGCUCUCAUCUCUCUACCUGUGGCUGCAUGAGGGUUUGUGAAGACACAUCAACAUUUUACGCAUUUUUUUUAGCAUCUGCAUCCACUUUGCAAACUCCCACACUAUGUUCCACACUGAUCUCACCCCUCCAAGGUUAGGCUCCUCUCAAGACAGAAACUAUUAUGUUUUGAAAAGAAGAGAGGACAGCAGGGGAGGGGUGUAGUUGGCUCUUAAAGGUAGAUGAUUAAGCUUUUACUGUAAAAAUGCAUAUAUAGGUAGCUUUCUCCUCUAAAUGAUUGUGUUCUUUUGAAUGAAUACAACCAGCCGUUGGUUUUUCGGCCCUACCGGACAGUACCCUGAACGCCAGAUUGGCAGUCCAGCCCUGGACACGGCUCCUUCUCCUCUUCACAGGAGAGUCAAGUUUAAGUGACUCUGCUUGCGGUCCGCUUUUACUACAUGGGACAAAAUCAACACAUCAGUGUGGGUAGUCCUACAGCCCGGCUUUCAUACAGACUCUGAAAACAUGAAUCAGACCUCCGAGAUGUCAGACUAUAAUGUCUUUGUCCUGAUUAUGAUGAGGAAGAUCUGCAAUGUGUGAUAGCAUUUGGAUACUUAAGUGACUGUACCAUGAGAUUAAUGAUUAAACAUUACAGUGAGGGUUGUGCCUUAAAGCUAAAUGUUCCUCAGUCAAUAUGUUGUUUUGUAUUUGUUUGCUCAAUACUUGUAUUUCCAAUGUCUCUGCUAAAGAUGUCCCAAUCCACUUUUUGGGCCCUGUCUCAUUUUUACAAUGGUAUCUGCUGCUACAGAGUCCCAGUCGGAUCUUUGCCUACAUAGCAGAGUUGCUCACAUUUUCUUUUGUUUACAAAAAUAAUUUAAGUAAACAAAGAACUAAAAGAUGUACUUGGCUCAAUCCGUUUAACUUCCUCCAGCUGCAUGUUUCACAUGCUCUGCUCUUUGAGACCCACGUAACUGAGACCCACAUGCAGUACUAUCUGCUUAGGCUGGCAUGUAGGUGAAUCAGUCCAGGGUGCAGCAAGGUUCAACAGUGACCUGGGACAAACCAACAGCCGUCACAUCAUGUUUGAAAUGAACAUUGCUUAAAUCUGAAAUGUUGCUGACUAUGCUGAGGUAGCAGGACAUACCGUGGGUCCAUGAUGAAUUCAGCCUUUAUAUUUCCUGCUCUUCCUCUUUUCAAGUCUAGAGUUUUAAACUUAAAAGAGGUUUUAAGUUGCUUAAAUGUCAGAUGUGAAAUCAUGAGUGAUUGCUUUUAAUAAUUGUGAUAUCAAUCAAAAUAAUCAUGAUUAUUAUUUUUGGCCCAGCUCUGCAGUGGAUUGCUGCAACUGCAGUCCAUAUAAAACAAUCAUACUGCCUGGAUUGAAAUAUUUCCACACAGCUGACAUUUAAGCCACUCAUUGCUCAUGCGAAGUAACCUGUGUGUUUGUUUUCUGCUGCUUAAUGUUUAUAGCAGUUUAUAUAUAUAUAUAUAUAUAUAUAUAUAUAUAUAUAUAUAUAUAUAUAUAUAUAUAUAUAUAUAUAUGUAUAUGUAUAUAUGCUAUAUAGUUUAUAGCAGCUGAUGUAAAUGAGUAGGGUGAGAUGAUUGGCUAAACUGAUGACCCCUGAUGAGUUAAAAAUGCUCAGAUUGGCUCUGAUCUAAUAGUUUCAGUCAGAAUCGAAACCUCCUGGUCUCACUUUCAAAUGCAGAAGCUGUCUUCUUUUCACUCAAAGAUCUUCUUAGACCACAUUUUCCCAGAACUCGCCUUAGCAACCAGAUUGACACUGAUUCAUCUAAAAGAAGCUGACAUUGAGCAGAGACUGGAGCAGGUCCUCUCUAUCAUUGUGUUGCAGUCUUUUACCGUGUGUGUAUUAGAGGUGUUCAUGCUGGGAUGACAAUGAAAUUGUGAUUAAUUAUGCAGCCCCAAUAGUCACCCAGCCAUGACUGUCCUCACUCUGCCUACUAACUAUGACUUCUGAGUAUUCAGUCAAACAGCAGCAGCCCAUUUUUCUCAGCGACUCCAGGUCUCUCUGCGGGCUAAUAUUUGCAGUUAGUGAGUCAGAGCACUUUUCAAGGUCAACAAUGGGAGCUGUGUGGUGGGAGAACGAGACACUGUUGUCAUCCUCCUCUUCCAAAGUGUACACUGUGGCGAUAGUGGCUUGUGAGACACAUACAGCAGCUACAGUGUCUUGUUGUAACAGGCUGAGAAAAGUGACUGGUGCUUUCUUUGUGUCCACACACACUCAGACAAAGUCCUUUGUCAGCAGGAGAGGGAUCAGUCGGCUGUGGCAGGCUGUUAGCACAAAAAGGACUCACUCUUCAGGAGUCAUGCUAAUAUUAUGAAGUUUGACUACAUCAGUAUUUAACUCAAACUAAAGAAUGCAUACUCUCUUAUGGAUGACUGUGCACAUCAGACUCGAGUGUCUGUUUUGCUUCCAGAUCAUUCAUUUAGCACAAAUCCUGCUCAGUGUGACGUCAAGAACUGAAACCAAAAUAUGUGAUAAUCAGGCUUAUAAGUGGUCAGACUAUUUGAAUGUCUGCCAACAUUCGAAGCAGAGUUCAUAAAACUCACACUGGUCCAAAUGUAUAUGCAGUAUUUGAGUGUUUAGAUUUUAUGUUUCUUUUGUUUAGCUGAAAAGUUUCUUCUUCUGCUGCUGAUAUUUGAGAUUUAAACUCUUGUGUUCAUAGUUUACAGAGAGUAGUGCUGUGAUGUUGGAUUUUACACAGUGAUAAAUACAAAUGCAGCUUGACUGUAUAAGAGUAGUUAACCUUUUUCUUAUAUGUUAUAAAUCUGUUUCAGGUACUAAAAACAUAAUCACAAAAGCAAUUUAAUGUCUUCUACUAAAGGCAGGGAUUAUGGCUCAUGAUUAUGACUCACAGUUAUCCCAGAUGCACCAAAAUUACAAAGUAGUAUCAAUAUAUGAUCCAUGAUAACAAUAUCAUAACAUAGUGGUUCUACAGUAAUUAAUUGUUGGCAAGAAAGUUAGUGUGGGCAGUGCAGAAUGACUCCAAAUAUGUUAGAAUAAGACAUGAUACAAUAUGAUAUGAUAGGAGACAAUAUGAUAAGAUCUAUAAUGGCACGAUACAAUAAGACACAUGACAACAUGAGACAAGGCAACGCAAAACAUGAGAUGAUGUAAUAUGAUAGCAUGGAAUAUAAGAUGAGGAUACAAUACUGUGGAUGAUAAGAGAUAAUUCAAUAUUGUUAGAGACUAUGAAACAAUAAUGUAAGAAUAGAAACAAUAGGAUACAAUAUGAUAUGAUACAGGGCUGGAUAGUGCGACCGUUUCACUCGCAUUUGCGACUAAAAAUAGAUGUGUGUGAAUGUGUUUAGGGGCACAUGUGCGCUUAAAAAAAAUCAUAUUCAAAUAUCAUGGAUAUUUGACAGACAUUCACUGCGGCUCUACCAGUGUCUUCUCACUCUCCAUAACCGGGAAUAGCAACAGCAGCGCGGUAAAAUCUUCUCGGCACCCUCACUGUCAACGUAGGGUGUUAAAUAAGGGACUGUCAAUAAAUUACCAGUUGAUGUUCUCAAAAAAGGCCGUUUUCCUUCAAUAGCUUUCAUGUCAUGUGACCAAUUGACCUGAAAUUGAUUUCAAAUAAUAGUCCUUAUGUCGACCACACAUUAUUACAUAAACACAUUAUUUGAUCAAUUUUCAUUGUUCAAGUUCUUUGUGUGCUCCUUCCUUUUUCAACUUAGGAGCACAUGUGCUCCUUUUGAAAAAAACGUUAGUGUCAAGCCCUGUGAUAUGAGACAUGAUACAAUGAGACAAUAUGAUUAAAUACAGUAUGAUUUGAGACAAUACAGUAAAAUUUGUCAUGAUACGAUUUGACACAUUAUGAUGUGUUGUGAUACAGUAUGAUAUGAAAUGAUAUACAAUACAAAAAUGUUCUAAGAUGACAUAUAUGCCACAUGAGAUAUGUGAUAUACUACAAUGUGAUAUUAUUCACUAUGUAUGACUUAAAAUAAAAGUAACUUAAAGAAACAGCAAUUCUGCAAUACUUGAUGAUCGAUAAAACAAUCAGAGGUGGGAGUUGCAGAGAGCGAUAGGAUAUAAGAUGCAGUACGAUCAGUAGGCCUGUCGCGAUAAUCAAUAAAUCGCCUUAUCGCUCGGUAAAUAAAAACGAGGUCGGUCAUUUUGCCAGCCUCGAUAAUUAUCGUGCGUUUGUUUUCCUCCUCUCUCGCUACCAAACACGCUGGAUGAGAGAAGAGAUCUCACUCUGCACAUUGUUCUCGGCACCUGGGGGCGUUGGCUCUAUAGCGGAAUGAACGGAGUUAGUGAACCCUCCUGUCAGUCAUUCAGUAUCUUUGACACGGGGGCGCGCACAGGCACACGUAGGCGCGCACAGGCACACAGACACAGACUUUUGGAUACAGAGCUGCAAGUGAGCGUCGUGAGUGAAAAGCAAGCAAACCGAGUGAACACGACAGCUUUGGUGUCUAAACCGAACGCAACAGCGCAAGUGUGGGAAUAUUUCGGCUUUAAACCAAAUGAAAGAGGUGAGCCGACAAAUACGGACGAGCCGAUUUGUCGUAUUUGUUCCAAAGUUGUGGUGACAAAGAAGGGGAAUUCGACGAACAUGCAAGCGCACCUCAAGCACAAUCAUCCCCUCCAUUUUUCCCAACUGAGCAAAAAAAGUACCGCCGGAGGUGCUGCGGAGCCAUCGUCCCGACAGGUACCGCUUACUGAAGCGUUUGUCAAGCAAAGCAAAUAUAAAAAAACAGCGCAAAAUGGUGCACGCUGACAGACAGCGGAAAUUAAAGUUUAUCACUUUUGACAUGGUGUACUCGCAUUAUUAUGCCAUAUAUUAUCAUUUUCUAUAAUUUAAAAAACGGUGUCAAUAAUAUCGUUUAUCGGCAAUAAUUUGUAGCACAAUUAUCGUCCAGCAAAAUUUGUUAUCGUGACAGGCCUAACGAUCAGAUAUAUUAAGAUUCCACCUGAUACUCAAUAAAUGCAUUGCAGUAACAUUAACACUGCAAAACAGCAGUGCUACAAUAAUACGAUUUGCCUUAAAAGUGACGUGCAUGAUGGAAGUCAAAAUAUCAACAUUUUGUCCCAGCAGUAUGGAGCUGUCUCAAUCUAUAGCCAGCAGUUCAGUACCUCAUUAUGUAAAACAGUAAUCCUGCAUGUGUAAGUAGAUUCUUCUCAAAAUACAGACAUAGCUGCAGCUGCUAUUUUUGUGAAUUAAAACAGUUGAUAUCAGAGUUUCAAAUGAAUACACUGUUAACUGUUCCCCUGUUUCUUUGUGUGUGUGGGUUUAGAUCACAGAACUGUGUGGAGCCACUCGGCUGGGUCACUUUGGGCGAAGCCAGUUCUACAUCGCUCUAAAGCUCAUCGCCAUCGCCCAGUCAGGUCUGCCCCUGAGAGUGGAGAGCCUCAACUCGGGUGAGCUUGAUCUUACUUUGGUGCCUCCUCUUAAACAUAAAAGAACAGCUUCCCACUCAGUAUCUUUUCACACACUAGACCUUACUCACUGUUUCAAUCAAAGCUCUCUGUGUUUCCAGGCUGCUCAGCUUUUUUCUUUAUCUUUAUUUUCUGAAAUCACAGCUUAAUGAAUAGAAGGAGGUCAUGAGGCAGGAAGCACAGGGGAGUAUAAAAGACUUAAGCCCCAAUGAAUGCAGUCUGUUUCCUCUGACAAUUGAUUGGCCUCAGAUUAAGAAGAAUUUCAAAUGCCAAAAAGAAGUUCAAAUGCUUUACUUCUGUGUUACAGGCUUAAAAAGUUCAGCCAGUGGAUAGGGGAAAGGAAAUCAAUCAUAGUCCUUCUCAGUCAGAUGGUAAAGAGGUUAAGCCAUUGAUCCUGGAGUGGGUGGUUCGAUCCCGGCCCUUUUCAGCCCACAUACCAAAGUGUUAUUUGAGCAGGACAGUCAGCCACAGGAAAUCAGAAGUGAAAAUACAAAGACUUUAAUGGCAUUCUACAAUAAACAACAAAACUUAACAAGCGCUCCCAUCUUGGGUAUCUUACAUUGUUACAGGGAGUAUAUUAUGUUAGAAAGUAUGUAAUGCAUGAGAGGAUAUGAAAGCAUGAAUGAUGCAUAUUACAUAGUAGAUAAUGAUUACUGCCUAAGAGGUGAUGUAGAUUGCACUGAAGAUAAUGUAUAAUAUAGAGAAUAUCACACAGUAGAUUAAUUUGAUUGCACAACUGAACAUAUUUCCACCAGAUCUUGUACUUUGAAUGGUGGAUACAUGAGGGAUAAUGUAUGUUGCUUGGUCAAUUAUGUUUUUAGCGCAGUAGAAGGUGUUUGCAGCAAAAUAAAUAUUGUGUCAUGCAAGGUAGAUUAUGUAUGUUGCACAGCACAUAAUGUUUACACAAGAGGUAAUGUAAUUUGCAUCAUGGAUAAUAUUUCAAACACAGGAGAUAGGGAGUAUUGCUUGGUACAUAAUCUUUAUGCAUAGAUGAUAAUGUGUGUUGCAUCAUGAAUAAAUAUUAGACUUCAGAUAAUGGGUAUAAUGUUAAAAACAUGGCACUGUUGAUUAUGUAUGUUGCAGAAUCAACUUUAUUCCUGUCAGAUCCUGUACUCUGCGUGGUUAAUAAUGUGUGUAAUAUAUGGAAUAAUGGAUGCCACACAGGAUAAUGGUUAUUGCAUGAUGGAACAUGUUUAUGGUAUAUGAAAUAAUAUAUUUUGGGGGGUGGAUAAUGAAUAUUGUGCCAGGGCUGCUGUAUAUAUUGCACAAUAGAUUAUGAUUUAUGCAUGGUAGAUCAUGUAAUUUGCACAAUAGGUUAAUGUCUUUGAUAAUGGGUAUUUAACAGUAAAGUCACAAAACGAGCAGAAAUGCACGCUGCACAAUGUAAACUGCACUUACUCACACACAAAAAUAGGCUUAAGCAUGGAUGAGAUAAUUGCAGCACUAGAAGUGCGUGGGAUUGGGGGAAAUGGAGGGAACUCAUAAACUAAUGAUUGUCUGACACAUUUGGUAUUCGUUUUCUGUACUUCUGGUGCCUGUAGCUCAACAUUCCUGUUAGCAGGUGCUUCACAAUAGGAACAGUUACUACCAGCUCUCCAUUUAUCUUUACUGAACAGCGUUUGUAGUCCAAGCGCUCAAGGGUUUAACUGCAAUAUGUUUCUGUUUGUCUUUGGUGUGACGACUCUUGACAAAACACCAGGAAGAUUUCACAGUCCCCGACUACGAGGAGUAGUUACUUGUCAGGCCUGGAAUAUUUCAACAUGCGGUAGCUGAAAUGAUUUCAUAACUGGAUGAAAAAUAUGAGGAAACAUAGAGGCGACUUCCUCUUUUUGAAAUGAAUGCUGUGUGUGUUGUGAUGCUGUUUUUUUUUUUCAGAGAUUUGGGGAUAUCCAAAUCUCUGGCUUAUAAAGAGAAAGCUGCUUGAGAGGGAGAUGUUGAAGAGAAAGUGUUUUAGUUUAGUAAAACAUUGAAGAUUAGUUUAGUGUUGACUUGGUUUUCUUUUGUUUCAGAGAAUGCAUUCAGUAAGCAACUGACUUAGGUUUGUUGAGCUCACAGGCCUAAAGGUUUAAUACAACACCUCUGAGUAGGGGAUGUGUAUUUUAGUAGGUUAAAGAUCUGCAUCUCAACAUUAACUUUACUGUAAACAAAUCAGUUACAGUUUUCCAUUAACUUUAUGACUUUGAGACCCCCAAACCACUCGCAAACACUCAUAAAUAUGCUGUAAGAGUGACAGAAGUGAAGUAGAUUUUAUAAAGGAUUUUAUAAAGCCAUUUUCCAAGGACGGGAAGUCCAGUUAUGGUUGAGCUACACUGAGUUCAUUAUCUACUAAACUGAACCCUCACUUAAGUUUGACUAAUUAUUGCAUUUUAAUACAAAAAGUAUUAAUUUAAUUCAAGGAGUUUCCUGCUGAGAAAUAAGAUCUAAUUGAAUAUUUUUGUGUCAAUUUCUGUGUUUUACAUUUUUAUUAUCAUCAUAUGUCAUGAUACCUACUUGUUUUUUUUUUUGCUUGUUGGAUUUUCUAGCUUUAUUCUUAAGGAUACUCUGAAGAAAGGGUCCGCACUACACAAACUUGAUGAGAAGCAGACAUGAUUGGUUUUGGAAGUCUAAAGCAAAUACAAAAGGAGAACACAGCUCACCCCAACCUGUAAAAAUGUCAAGUUUGUGUACAUUUCUGUGGUAAAUCAGCGCUGCAGACUUUAUUACUCCUCUUGUCUUCACUUGAAACGAUACAAUAAAUAAUCUCAAACAUCAAAGUGGACUGAAAUGCAUUUGAGCUUCUGAUGAUCGGUUUGUUUUUAUUGGCAGUCCACUUUGCUUGUUUAGCAGCACAAGCAAAUAAAAUCUAAUUUUCACUUUUUUGUUCUGAUAUUAAAGAUCAGUUUUCCUGAUGAGCAAAAAAGCAGAGCAAGUCCUCUUUUUCUGCAGCAGUACUAUCCUCAAAAGCAUCCUCUUUUGGUUACCACUCAUUAAUCAGCUGUACCCAAAGCUAGUUGCAACAAGAUCAUGCUUCAUAUCCUGACACACUGGCUGAAAAAGUAAAGUGAAAGCAGCUUCAGCACAAAAAAACUCAAUUCAUCAGCAGAAAAGAAGUCCUGAAACCCACUGAACAUAACAGCCUGAUGAUCCCUGACUGUUUCAGUGUAAUGGGCAGUCUUCAGGCUAACUGCAUCGAAGAGCCUGAAAAUCAAUACCGAACUAAUCUGUCCGUUUAUCCUGCGAAUGGAUUCUUGUCUCCACAGUCAAAGACCUGCCUCUGCCCAGAUUCGUAGUGGGGAAGAACGAGGCAGAGGCGAGGCACGCAGCGCUGUAUCAGGACACAGACAGUCAGGGUCUGUACCCGGCCUCCGCCACAGCAGUAAUACCCAGACCACCAGGCCGGGGGCACCAGAACAAGAAAGGACCCCCGACAUCUACAGCACAUCCUGUCCAUGAAGUCAUCCAGCCUCUAGCACCCAGUAUAGAACCACAGGUCAGUUGUUUUAUCUUCUUUAUGUGGAUUUAAAUGAAAGCUCUAGGGAGGAUUUCCCCCCUCUGUUAAAUACACUGAAAUUCACACUGAUGCCUUUUUAUGGUCUGCAAAAACAAACAAGACCAUCUGCGACUUUCCUGUGUUUUCCUGCUCUUGUUUUGACGUGUCUCCCUCAGAUUACUCUCUGACAUUUCUGCUGCUGUCAUUCUUUUACCAAAACCUGCAUCGGUGUGUUUGCUGCCUGUCAGUCAUGUGGACUCUUCCUCCACAGUUAUCUGUUUGAAUCAGUUGCACAAUGUUCACUUUGCUGGCUGUUUGAACAAGCUGUAUCUGUGAUGACUAGAUUAGAAAGAGCUCUGAAAGAGUGUUUAUGGGCUGCUUUUGGAGGCAGUUGUGGCAUGACCAAGAUUGAAAUCUCUGAAUAUUUGAGAUGGCAUCAGACACUUAACACCCCUACAAUAUGAUAGCAUAAGAGGAUAGUAGUGGUUUUACUUCUGCUUUCUGACAUUAGGAAAUACAAAGAUUGCAUUUCUGGAGGUGUUUAUGCAUAUCUGCAGUUGUUUAUAUAAGCUCUGUAUGAAAAAUGUAGUCUAGCAUGAAAAUUUUAUACGUUUGAUUGCAUUUAUGUGUCACCAGCCUGAGCCCACGUCCCCAGUUGUCUCCCCUCAUCAGUCGCCCCCGACCUCCCCUCACUCAUGGAGGAAACACAAGCGGCAGCACAGCGGAGGGAACGCAGACAGACAGCCGGUGGUGGCUGCAACCGGAGCAGUGUGGACGCAGUUCAGAGACCCACAAGCAGGUGAAAGCCCCUUGCCCAUCGCUGCAAAAUGAUACUUUUUUAAGCAGAUACAUGCAUGGAGAUGUAACUAAAACAACCCGAUCUAGAUGAUCUGAUUGAGCAUGUGUUCAUCUCUAUCUGUUUUCACUUAUUAACGGUUCCCUCAUCUUUGACAAUAAACCAUAAAACAAGUUGUCUUUCAGUUUUUCCUGAUAUUCUAUAGACUCACAGUCAGAGUAGUCUCAUCAUGUAGACUUGUAUUACCGUGAGAGAGAUUCUCAGUUUCUAUAAUCAAGUCAACACAAAAAUAAGAAGACUCUCAUGUGUCAGUGCUCAGUAUGACAUCUGUUAUGUAAAGCUGUUUGACAGAGUUGAUACUAGUGUUGCAUGUUAUCACUUCAAGUCAGCACAGAGCACAGUGGUGUGUGUUUGUUUUACUUCCCUGUGUACGCUGCUUGUACACACAUCAUGUUUGCUGAGACUGUCAGUUACAGGAGUGAGUCAUUUGAGGAACAAAAAUGACAGCAAAUGACCCCUGCCAUCCCUUUAUCAGCACAGAAUGAGGCUUCUUCCAAGGAAAACAUGAUCAGAUCCCAGAUCCCUUUAAUGUGUCUAAGUUUGAUACUAAAAAUUAAAGACAAGAAAUGUUCAUUUUCUAUUUAUAAAAUAAUGCCUUAUAUCAAAGCAUUUGAUGUUUCCUACUCCUCACCUACGUUUAUGAUUUUAUCACCUGAAUGUUUUAUUUGCUGCUUUUAUGUGGAGAACUUUGUGAUUUGACAGAGACAGCAAAGGUAGAAACUCAGUAAAAAAAAAAGUGUGCACUUAUAAUAAAGAUUAUUAUUACUAGUCGUAGUAGUAGCAGUAGUAGUAUUGUUCGUAGUAUUAUAAGUAUUAUUAUUAUUAUUAUCAUUAUCAUUGUUAUUGUUAUAGUUCUUAUUAUUAUUAUCAUUAUGAUUAUUGCUGUCAUUAUUAUCAUUAUUAUUAUUAUUAUUGUCAGUUUAAUAAGAAGAAAUGACCCUCGCUCACCCUCUCCCUCUUCCUCUAGCUCCAGUGUCUGGUGACGGCAUGUGGUCGUCUCACUCGCCUCCCCCUCCUAGUCAAGAGAGUUGGGUCAGUUUCACAGCAGACACCCCACCAUCCAGCGCGAUCCCAGCCAUGCAUCCCUCAUCAGUCCAGGUAGAGCAGCAACACCCCAACAUAGUCUCUCUGAUAUUUUUCCAUGUCUCACUUGUUGGUGCUGCAUAGUAACUAGCAUUCAUUAAAGCAUCUAUGCUUAAAUCACAUAACACAAGAAGUUAUCAGUUCAAAAUCAGAAGUUAUGACUGUGCUUAUCUAAGUUACCUCAGCACAUCAGGUUAACCUGAAGUGUAAAGGCAUUCUGCAGCGAGGUGUCAGGUGGAUUGAGGUAGGUGUUAUUUGAUUUGUUGUUGUUUUGGGACUUGGGAGCGAAGUCAUAUUUCUCGAUCAGGUGCUGUUUGUUGAUGGGAUUUAGGGAAGUGCAAAAAAUUUUAAUAAAGCUGCAGGAGAUGGAAGGAUAGACUUUGUCAAGAAUUUUAAAAAGUUUAAUAAAAACUGAAAUUUUUCAAGUUUGUCAAGUGGAGUUGCAUCUUAAUUUAGAAAAAGUUAAAUGAAUGAAUAUAGAUGAUGUAUAAUUCAAAAGCUCAGUCUUAUUUCUCAUUUUUAAUCCUACCUCUUGUUUUUUUUAAUGCGCCACUUUGCCUCUCAAAAUGAAAAUACAAGGGGAUCGGAAAACUGUCCGCCACAUAACUGUCAUUAGUAUUUAUUAACUUCAUUAUUCCACUUCACGGCUGGACUUCAGUUAAACCUCUGAUGCCAUACUGUGAAACCCUAAAACAGCAGUAAACUACGAUUAUGCAAUGGUUAGCAUCAUUUUGAAAUCUUAUUAUCACAUAAAUGAUAGUUUUUGAGCUCCUUUGGUUGAUUAAGCUGCCAUUCUGCUGAUGAUUGGCAAGGCAUUCUGGGACACUUCUCACAUCAGACUGUCCGAAGUGUUCCUCUGCCACAUCUCUGUUUGAAGGGCUCUAUAAAACAUAAAAACACUUAGCCUAACCCUUCCAUCCAAACUGGAAUCAGGACACCCUUAUCUUUGGAUGUGGUUGUCAAUGUGUAUAGGUAGAACUAAGCAGCAGGGACAAACAACAUGAUAUGUCUAAAGCCCCAAACAUAGGUACCCUCAUUUAAUAUUUACAUUUUUUUCAAAAGGUUUUCAUUCCCAAAAACAUAUCAGCCAGCAUGAGGAGCCAAUAUGAGGCCCACACAGGUUGACAACUCAUUUCCUUUGUCUCGUGAGACAGAAAAUAGUAACAACUGGGAUCCAAAGACAGACAGAGAAAGACAGUAAUCUACACUGAAAAAGAGAGAUGAAACAAAUAGAGCAGAAAAGAGCUGAAACUGAAGCUGGAGCCACCUCAGCAUCCCUGAGCCUCAGUCCUACCACUCUGGACUCAAAGAUAAAUGAGUUGUGACAAGAAAGGAGGAUUUCCUGUGGCGUGUUGUGUUGCGUCGUGAUGGUAACAGUUUACUGAUGAAGGAAGUCCUGUGUGUGUGUGUGUGUGUGUGAGAGUAGCAAGUCUUAUCUAUAAUUUAUAAUCUUUCUCUAAAUGUCCCAUGUGUUUUACUGUAGGAAAGCACAACGAUACGAACAGUGGCCUCAGCAGCAACAACCAAUGAGAUCCAGAGACAGUCCAGCGGCUAUGAUGACCCGUGGAAGAUAACAGAUGAGCAGAGACAGUAUUAUAUCAACCAGUUUAAAACCAUCCAGCCAGACCUCACAGGCUUCAUACCUGGUAGGAAAAUAGAGACACAUACACUCAGAUUCAAAUUAAAGGGAUAUUCUGGCGUAAAUAUAAGUUAUGGUCAAACACACUGUAACGCCAAGUUAGACACCCCCUUGAGAGAGGAAUGUUGCUGACUGCUUGCUUCUCUAGUGGUAUCAACUUUAGUAACGACCGCAUGAUAGCAAUACACAGCGGUCUGAGGACCGUGGAAAAUGUAUUGCUUCAUGGAAAUGCAAUCAGACCAAAACACCAAGGCAGGAGAACGACCGCGUUUGCAGUGCAAAAUGAUUAUUAGAAUGGUUAUUACUUCAUGGAAAUUAUCUGCUGCAGUGGUGAUCGUUUAUCUACUCGUCAGGGCUCCCCCCACAAACAAGCGGCUGCUGGAGGAGAGUGGGUGAGUUGUGAUUGGUCUCUUUGCUAAAGAAAUCAGGCAAAGCUAAAAAGAUGUUUGGUGGCUAGUACUAUGGCUGGGACCCUAUAUGUACUGUUGAUGAAGUUAAGUGCUGUUCUGAGUAUUUUUUUGGGCUAUAGAGUGACUUUUUGGUUGAGAUUUGUUUAUAGUUUUUCAGAUCGCUGUGUAUUGCUAUCGUGCGGUCAUUACUAAAGUUGGUUUAACUAGAGAGGCAAGCAGUCGGCAACGUUCAUCUCUUGAGGGGGUGUCUAACUCGGUGUUGUGGUGUGUUUGACCCUAACUUAAUUUUACACCGUAAUAUCCCUUUAAAGUGGAUUAUUAGGUCUAACUCCACUUUAUUUACUUUUUCUUCAGGUUCAGCUGCAAAAGAGUUCUUCACCAAAUCAAAACUACCGAUUUUAGAGUUGUCUCAUAUUUGGUGAGUUGUCAGCUUUCUCAGAGAUGACUGUUAUCAGAACCAGAAGUGCACUUACACAGAACUUUUAACCCUCCUUAUAAAAAGUCCUCUGUAAGAUUACACAGCUCGACUGCAGAAAUGUACAUCAGUGCUUUCAUUAAGGAUGUCUUUGAGAGGUUAUUAAUUUUCCUAUUCGUUCCACUUGAUGUGGAGAGCCGGGAAAUGCAGUCAUGAAACAGGCCGGAACAAAUCACAACCACUUCACUUAUUUCCUUCAUGCUGCUUAUUAAGUGUUUUUCCCCUGGUUCUUCUCAUGGAACUGCACAGCCAUCAACAUGUUAAAGAGAGCAUUUUUUCAGAUAUGAUGCAUGUCAGUCCAGUGUUUGUGCAGUGUAUGUAUUCAGAGUGUAUUCAAGAGCAUCUGAGGCUCAUGAUGUGUGGAAGGUUGGUGUCUGACACUCCAAUUCAUCCUCAAAGGGAGCUGUCUGACUUCGAUAAAGACGGGGCGCUGACCCUAGAUGAGUUCUGCGCCGCCUUUCACCUGGUGGUGGCCAGAAAGAACGGCUACGACCUCCCUGAGAAGCUGCCUGAGAGCCUGAUGCCAAAGCUGAUUGACCUGGAUGACUCAGCAGGUAUGCAGCCUCUCUCUCUCUCUCUCUCUCUCUCUAUCUCUCUCUUUCUUUCUCUCUCAGGUUUUCUUCUCCCCCUUCCUCUCCCCAGCCUCAGGCCUCAUAAAAUCUAGACAGUUACAGCACUGCAGUGAGCAAACUUGCAGCAGUUGUAGCUCAUAUUUGAAAGCUUUUCUUCAUGAUAAGCUUCAGUAUUUCUCUAGCUCUCUGCGUCACCUCCACCACAGAGCUGACUGCCACAAUCAGUUUCUUAAUGACCUUUUAGGCACAUGUUAUCACAGGAAGACGUGAUUAUUUGUUAUUGUUUUCUUGGUUUUAAGAGAAAAACGUUUUUAUUUUUGGAGAACAGAAACAAAUUAAACAGAACUGUGUUUCUUUUGAGGUUUUAGAUUCCAUUCAAAGAUUAUGUUUAAGCUCUCGUGUGCCAGUUAUAAUACUUCAGAGGUCUUUGGCAUCAUUUCUGACUUGUGCUGAUGCCAAAGAUGUUAUUUCUAAAACUGCCAGAAUUCAUUCUGAAAUCAUAUCUGUUGGAGAGCAGGCUGUACUUUCCAUAGUUUUAGUGACCUGCACACAGAUUUGAGAAAUAACCGUCUAACCCUUACAUGAUAAUGAAAGCGUGAUGAUGUUAAAAAUGCACAUUUCAACAGGUUAUGUAAAAGGAUAAAAUGCUUGACUGACGUGAGCCUCUUACACCUGCAUGUGCAUGUUUAGACCUCAAAGCUUUUCUGUCUGAUUUGCUCUAAGCUGCUGAGGUAUCAGCUGUAUUUCUGGCACAAGCAUGAUAAAUAUACUUUAAACACACUUUCUGGAUGAACUUCUAAAGAAAAGCUGGUGCUGUUCUCUCUGUGGAGACUCUUCAUGUUUGACUCGAUGCUUUAAUGCUUUUACUCUCUGAUUCAUUAGUGUGAGCUGGUUUGGUUCUUGUCGAUGGGCUUGGCUAACCUCUAUUUGCUGUUUUGUGUGCAGAAGUCCCAGAGCCAACCGCUGACGUUGGAUACUCGGGCUCACCAGUGGAGGUCACCCCCAACAAAUCCCCGUCCAUGCCUUCACUGAACCAGGCGUGGCCCGAGAUGAACCAGAGCAACGAGGUUCCAACAUGCACACACAGUCAUUCUCCUGUUUUCCCACAGUUAGCGCCGCGUUUGUUUGUUUGCUUCUGCUGCGUUUGUUUUAUUGUGACUCAGCACUUAGGUUGAAUUUGGUGAAGUUGCUUUUUUCUUCAUUCAUCCAUCAUGAUUCGAUUCAUCCUCCAACAUAAUUCCUGAUAAUCCAGCAUCUCUUCUCUCACUCCUCGGACUGUGGUGGUAGCCUGCUGUUCUGUACAAGUCAGCCAUGUUUGUUUUUGUCCUCAUGCUCGCCGCUGAUGUUGCAUCGUCACCUCGUCGUCGUCAUCGUUGAUUGACAGACGACUGGCGAUGUGGCAUCACGGUUGGAGGCUCAGGCUGAUGAUGUAAAUGUGUGAUGUCACUGCACUGGCUGACUGACAUGUUUUUUUCUCACUGUCUGUCUGUCUCCUGCAGCAGUGGGAGACGUUUAGCGAGCGCUCCUCCAGCUCACAAACUCUGACCCAAUUUGACUCUAACAUUGCACCAGCUGACCCUGUAAGUCAAUCACUUAGUAUGCAUGGUUUCACCAUUAAUGGACAGACAUUAACCCUCUCUAUGAUCUCUCUUUCUCUCUAUAUAUCUCUCUCUCUCAUUCUCUCUCUCUCUCUCUCUGCAUGAUGUUCUUUCAAAAUGCCAUCUGCUGCAUCAGCAGUGGUCAGUGUGUGUUGUGAUUUGGCUGGCUUAGCUGCUAUUGGACAUCACCUUUUUUUCUACAGUGACACCCACCAAUCACUAGUGCCUCUGCUGAUCGUGAGAAAUGUACAGACUUCAUUAUUGGCCAAUGCUGAGGGGACUCAGAACAACACUUCUUCCAUGUUUUGUGUGUUUUGAGUGACAAUAUUGAUCUGAUUAUAAGACAAGCGUGAUGUUAGGACAGUCCCCCUUUUCAGGACUAAUUCUAAGGACAAGACUUUUUGAAGACGAGAUCUUGUUUUCACACAGAGAGCAAUUUAAAUUGAGAAUAGUAAUAAAUACACAUCUAAUAUGACAAAGCACUGUAUGAGGAAAAAAAAAUUAAAUAUCUCAAAACAAAAUGACCACCUGUGCACCCAUGUAUUGGUACACAGAAAGAGCACAAAUCUACAUUUACUGGAAUGAAGUAAUUAAGCUGAAUCCACUCAGAACAGUUCUAUCUUUUGUAUUUCUAUUGUGAGAGCAGACAGAAACAUCUGUUUCAGGCUGCUCUUGCCUUUAAUUGGACCUGAACAGGUCAGCUAAUCGUAGACACAGCCUCUCAUUGAGCAACAGACCAGAGCAAUGAUGGCAGUCCCCCAUCUAUCAUAGUCAGCCAAUAAUAGAAAUAACACUAUUUUACUAAAUUGAUACUGAAAUUAUCAAGUCCCUGGAUAUCAUAGUAAUGCUAAAACAGUAUCACCAGAAAGCUGCCGGACUCACAGAGUGAGUGGAUUUUGAAGAAAAUAACAUUGUAGCUGAUGGUUUAAGCACAACAAUAUCAUGUUGUAAACUUAAAAUUCAAACCAGCCAAUUACCAAACUGAACAGAAUACGAUUCCAUGUUACUUAAAAAAAAACCAAGUAUAUACAGGUCAGUAAGGUAAAGAAAACUUCUCCCUAUUCAGAUCAUGUUCUGUAACCUGUACUACAGCAGUGUCUGUCUUUAAGGUCUCCAACAGGGAAUUGGGCCAAAUUUUCUAGGCAGUAACUAAAAACACGUAGUAGACAGAGUAUUAUCAAACAGUAAAGAGAAAAAAAACAGAUUUCAAGCGGAAAGUUAAAACAUUACAAGAAUAAACUUCUAAUAUUAAGAACAGACCUAGUUUCCCGCACAAGUUUUCAGAGUUCUGCUGUAAAUGAAACUUGGGUCCUGCUGUCCACGAGUCAGACUCCUGUUAUUUGGAAACAGAUUCUGUUUUAUAACUUAACAUCAUGGUCCAUGGUCCUUAUUUCAGUGCAAGAGCUGAGCCGCUCUUCUGAUAGUCCCUAUUUAAAAGUGAGUAGAGACGCCUCAUAUUAUCUGCAGAUAGUGGUUUAAGAAGUGUAUUAUGUCUGUUUUGUAAACAGACUGUCAUGGUAAGAGGAAGACCUUUUUCUCACCAUACUGAGAUUUUUUUUAACUUUUAUGUUCCGACUUGGUCCAUGAAGUGUUCUUUUUUUUAAAGGGUCCCUUACGCUUCAUUCAACUGAAUAAACUUUUUUCUUGAUUCCUGAAUUUCCCCGGUAACAUAGCAAGAUCAAUUGAUGAGAUGCUUGAGGAAAAAUCUUGCAAAUAUUAACUUACAAGUUCUGAGGUCCACUGAGGUUUUUGCAGCUUUGGCAGAAGAAGUUUUCAGACUAUUUUAUCAAGUUAUUUGAAUUAUAAAGCCAAAGUCUUGCAGUAAAAAUGUCAGUUAGGUAAAAAAUGUAUCCACUGAGCGUAACACUAUUUGACAUAACUUCAAUAAUUACCUGUAUUUUUAGAGUAAUGUGAUUAUAUCAAAUACCACAAUGGCUCUGAGAUUUUUUCAAUGAAUAUUCUUUUUACACCAUUUAGGGGGAGAAAGUGUUGAUUUUUAGCAUUAGGCCUUUUUUUUUUAAUUUUGAAAUUUGUUCUUUUGAAGUUAUAAUCCAAGAACGUUUUGGUUGUGGAGGUAAAGCUGCUAAUAAGCAAACCAAGUCAGUGGACAGAGAACUGAAAACACACGUUGUGGACUACAAACAUGUCUCCUGUGAAACUCUGCCUCUCCCUCCAGUCAUCAUUGUCCUUUCACUGACUCACUUCCUGUCCCUUUAUCCAUCCCACAGGACACAGCCAUCGUCCACCCUGUCCCCAUCCGGAUGACACCCAGUAAGAUCCACAUGCAGGAGAUGGAGCUAAAGAGGACCGGCAGUGGUGAGACGAACUCUUGGCUGUUUACAUUAAAAUAAUAACUGAUGUGGGAAGCGCUACACAUCUGCAGAUAAACUGCACAAUGGAAGUCAUACAAGAAUGCAGUUUAAGCCUUUUUUCUCUCUGGAAGGCCCUCAAAAAACAGACUUGAUCUCAUAAUGAUACCCUGUAUUUGCAGGUGUAUGAUGUAAUAAAAAGAGUUACAGCAUCAUGAUUGACAGCUCUCUUGAUAAAUAGGACUCCUGCAGCAUUAUGUGAAGGAUUUGCAGCAGGAGAAACUAUAAAAAAACAGAAACAAGUGUUACUGAACUUUUUAUGGACAGCGUCUGCUCCAUAAACCAAUACAAGAGGAAACCAAGUACAUUAAACGUAACAAGACAGAGUUUCAUGACUCAUGAACAUGUGGUCAAAAGGCUUUGUGGUCAGGCUCUUUCACAGUUUCUGAAACUUCAGCGGAAGAUUUGUGACGAAAUUAUGAGCAGGACUGCUCCGAGCCUUUCUUAGACUGUCUGUUUUUUGCAACUGUGUGUAACCGACUUCCGCGGACUCAAGUCUUUUGCCGUCUUUUCUUAGACCACAACCAUCCCACCAGUCCUCUGAUGGCAAAACCUCCAGAAAUGCCUGAGGAAACCAAAUUACCUGCCUCCAUGAAGUUUGUAGCCGCCAACACUGUGGGUAAGUACAGGGCAGCUGUGCCAGGAGAGUUUAUCUAUCCAGUCAGGGUUGUACUCCUUCAACACAGCCAGACUGUCACCAUGACAGCGGUGGGGGGAGCUGCAGGGGUCUGGUUCCAUGAUGAGGCCAUCGUGAGGCCCUAUGCCAGAUAUUUGAUCCUAUCUUGAAGAGAAGUUUUCCGAGUUUAAUUUCCAAACUCAAAUCUAUUUUAGAUGUGGCUUUUGUCCUCUUUUUGUCCAGUGAUUACAAACUUGUGUUUCAUGUCUCUGCCAUGAAGGUGAUGGUUACAGCAGCUCAGACUCCUUCACCUCAGACCAGGAGCCAAUAACGAGACAAAGGUCAGUGUCUCUAAUAUGAUCUGUUUUGGUUUUUUUGUCCUUGGUUUCAGUAAUAUUUUAUCCUUCAUUCCUUAAACUGUAAUUCUUGUCCAGGUCUCAGUCUGGUACGUCUCCAGAGGCCCUGAAGGUGGUCGCUGCCCCUCCUCCACCUCCGCCCCGCCCCCACCCAUCUCACUCUCGCUCCUCGUCUCUUGACAUGAACCGCACCUUCGCUGCUACGUCUGCACCAGGACAGCCACAAUCCUCUACGAUAGCGUAUCCGCCUGCAGUGCCUCCUCGACCUCUGCCCACGCAGGUAACACUCAGAAAACCUCAGAACAACCAGGCCCAGAUCCCAAAACCUCAUUGUAACACAUCAUCAUCAAAUCUGAUAUAAGUCCUCACCCGUCUCCUCCUCUCUUGUAGACAUCCUUGCCUCACAGUGGGCAUCGUUCUGAGGCUGAGGGGGCUCCAGGAGGAGGAGCGGUCCUCACAGCCACCUCUCCACAGCAGAUUCCCCAGCAGCCUAAUUUCGCAGACUUUAGUCAGUUUCAGGCGUUUGCUGCAUCUGAACAGCCCUCCAGUCUGCCAGAGGUGGAUAUCCACAGUGAGCCUGGACAGGUAUGUCUCACCUGGAGAUCAUGUACCUCCUAAUUCAGCUGCCCCUAAUUCUCUUCGAUGAAGCUGUGAGUGACAGUUUGGUCCACCUGUUUGUGUCCUUUAUGACUUUGAACCCAACACAUUACAAAAAUAAUUCCCUGAGUUAUUCAGACCAUUUCUGAACUGGGGUGUAAACAUGUUUAUUUAUCUUUAAAACUUGUCUCUUUUUUUUGUUUACUGUGUAUGAAUAAAGGUAGAUCUCAUCUUAUCCUUUCUUUGGUCCACAGACUGAGAAGCCAUCAGAGGGUGCUGGCCCUUUAAGAACAGUGAAGAGUGACGGUCAGGCAGACGAGAGAGCCUCAGCUACUGUCAACUCUGUGAGUCAGUGUAUUUGGAAGAGUGUUUUUAAGACUUAAAAAGAGAAAAGAGGAUUCUCUGAUGGUAGAAAACUGAAUAAAGAGAAGUGCAACAUGUUGAUGUAUCCUAGGUGAAAGUAGUACAAUGUGUUUCUGUUAAUAUUAUUGAAAAACCUCUAUAAUUAGGAGCUGCUGGUGGCUGGUGUUUAAUUAUGAGCCUCUUCUUUAGCUUUCUUGGUUACAAAACAUGUGAAUCAAAGAAAAAAGAAUAAAAUAGUCAGUUUUCCAGAUCCAAACUAAAAAGGAAACAGUAACUAAAUUAUGUUCAACAUGCUUAAACAUAAGACAGAAACAAAACAAAGAAAAGUGAGGAAUAGAUGUUGCUGUUCAUUUGAUAUUUUACUCUGGAUUUUAUUCUUGUUUGGCUCUUGAACAGGCCAAGGGUUCAUCCGGACCAAUCGCUCCUCCUCCUCCUAAACCUGUGCGCCGAAGGUUGAAAUCUGAGGAUGAGCUGCGGCCGGAGGACGAGCAACAUGGCCCACAGAAAUCAAAUGUUAUAGCUGCUGUUCUGGCCACUCAGCCCUCCAUCCCCAGGUAAAAAACUCAGCAGUUUUUUUAAGACUCAGUAAUGUUUGAUGAAAAGAGGAAGUAGAAUUUUUUGUAUGCACCUUGUUUUGGUGUGAAAAGUGUGUGUUUGUGUUUUUCAGGUCAGUAGGAAAGGAUAAAAAAGCGAUACAGGCUUCAAUUAGAAGAAACAAGGAGACGAACACAGUGUUGGCACGACUUAACAGUGAACUGCAGCAGCAGCUGAAGGUACGCAGGAUAUGAAUCUUUUCUUUUUGACUCCCUCUUUAGUAAUACAAAAAGAUCACUCUUAUUCUGUCACUUUGCAGGACUUGCUAGAAGAGAGGAUAUCUCUUGAAGUGCAGCUGGAGCAGCUCAGACCGUUCUCGCACCUUUAACCAACAUGAGGAGGAAAACUCUGCUGUAGUUUUUCAUCUGAAGCAACUCGCUGUGUGAAUCCCUCUCCUUCACCCUCCCACCAUCUCAGCUUUCCCUGAAGGAGGCUCAGACCUGCUGCUGCGGGACGCUCUGUGAAAACUCACAAAGCGCUCAAUCAUGCAUCGUAUUAAUCAUAAACCACAUGGACCUGAGAGCGCAGUCUUACAGACAAGAUGUGACUCAAAGCGCGGAGGGGGAUUUACAAACUGGCACUUUUCAUUCUCCUCUGAAGAGAGGUGAACGUGAGGACGACAGCAAACCAACGGUUUGGAGUGUCAGACGAGAGGCUGCGAGUUUGGUCUGAAGACAAACCGCUGGAAUCUGAUGAUUUUACUCUGAAUGACUGAAGAAGAAAGACAGAGUGUGCUUGUUUUGUUGGUGUGGCUGUUUGUGUGGUUUUGCUCCUGUUUGGCGACUCACAUGAGGUUGGCACCCAUAUGUUUGAUCUCAUUUAGGGUACAGACUCGGCCACGGCAAACUCUCUGAAAAAGUACUUUAAAUUUGGAGGAACAGUCCAGUAUUUUCUGUCUUAAGAUAAGACCUCCUGCUAAGGAUGAACAGUACCUCUAGUCAAUGAGGUGAAAAAUAAUUCAGAUCUGCAGGAGGUGCUAUUUCCCUUUGUUUGAUGCCAUAACAUUUUUAACAUUUGUAGCUUGUAAAGGUGUAUAAACAUGGACACCCUCCAUGUAGCUCCACCUGUCCUGCAAAACAACGAUGUGAUGCAUUGCUAAAGAUAGACAGUACAAGCAAGAACCAAGGAAGUAAUCAUGGUGGACAGAGGACAGGAGUGGUCCAACCAAAUAUCAUUGUGCUUUCAAUAUAAACUUACAGUAAAAUGGUACGAAGCACUAAUUUACAGUAAAAUCCACUCGCCCUGCGAGACAGAUCUGCGUAUUUCCAGACUGUCCCAAUAAAAUCUUCCCUUUUUACUGUCAUCACCAGUUUUUGUCGGGGAAACAGCUAGCUUGCUAACCUCACUUCACCUCUUACAUCCACCAAAUCAGAUGGUGUCUUCUGGUUUAUUUUCAUUUCUGCAAAAACAUUAACGAGUGUUGGUGCAGGGGGAGUUAAAAUCUGAAAGAGUCUGAUUUUCAAAAAGUAUGUAUGUAUUCUGAAAUAUCCUAAAUAUUUCUUUCAUUCUCUUCUCAUAUUUCGACACACCUACUUUCAAAAAACGUUUUCAAUAAUCUACUGACUCCCUAAAGCCACCGUUUUCAAAAAUAACCUUGAAAUUCAUGUCACAACAUAAUCAAGAGGCUUCAAAGAGUUAGAGAGCACUUGUUUGCAACAGGCAUAAAAUUGGCUUUUUUUUUUUUUUUAACUGGAGUUUGGUUCGGCUGGUCACCCUGCAACAUACUGGGCUACUUCUGGACAGGACUAAAUGUGUGUGUUUGUUUAAUUCCUCAUAACUGAAUGGUCAAGGUGAAGGCUUAUCUUCACUCACCCUGUGAUAUCCUUCCUCCUCUCACUGCCCCUUGAAGUCUAAAUAUGAGCGUGUGUUUGGGGAUUGAUGUGACUGAAUGGUUUAAUUUUAUGCCAAAUGACUGAACUGUCUCUCCGCUCUCACCCAGACCAGGGCUGUGCAAUGACCGCUUUUCCCGUCUUCACAGGUUUUACAGCCGUGCGUCAACAUUUCAGCUUCCUUUUGAACCUCUCACUUGCGGUUCCUGCGGUUAUUUCCAGUCUCUAACUUCACCUGGAUUAGAAGAAGUGUACUCGAAAACAGACUUGAAGGGUUUGAAGAUAAUCCUGACUUUGAGAGGUGGCAUUUUUGAGUAAGUGUUCCUGUGAUUUCUCUGGCACAGAUCCAAACUGAGGAUGCAGAAAAGAGUCGAUCAAGUUUGGAAAUUUAGCUGUUUUCUAAUGGAGCAGUCGGCACUAUGCAAGUACAGGGCGAUACAUCUUCACACACCAACUAUACUUAGCUGUUUGUACUAUGAUAGUAGCAACUGUGUGAGCAGUAUACUCUGACUUUUUGUAUCUUAGAUCUUCCAAAAACACCAUUUACUGUACGUUUGUGAUUCUUUUUGCCUUUUUUUCUCUUGGCACUGAUGGGCAGUCCACUUCCUCCUUCUCUCUGAGUGUUAGCUGAGGGGAAGUAAACUCCAAAUCAGUACUCUUUAUUUUUUUAUCAGGGCACUUUCACCCUAAAUCUGCAAGAUACGACCUUUGCUGGUUGUAGAUGAAGCUUAACACAUGGAGAGCAGUCAGCAGUGUGGCACACCUGAAUGACCCAACUGCACUUUGAGCUUAACCCCUCCUCCCUUUUUGUUCUUUUUUUUUUUUUUGAGUAGGAUGUUCCCCUUUUUUUGUUUUUUUAAACCUUUGUUUUUUUGUCAUACAUGUAUAUUUAAAGAUGCUUCAAGAGAAAAGGAAAAUAAUGAGCCAUCUGUUUUAUUUCUUAAACUGCAGCCAAGAAACUGCAAGAUUUCUGCAAUCCUGAAACUAUGAUGGAGUGUUAGUGCCAUGGUACAAAUAGCAGAAAAAAAAUCUGAAAUCUCACAAAUGAAUUUGUUAAGGAUAAAGAAAUUACAAGUUAAAAAUUAAAAAUUAAAACAAACUAAAAUGAGUUCGUAGCAGUAUGAAGAAUUAGUAUUACAAGAAAAAAGCUUUGCUGAAUAAGAAUAAAAUCGUGUCAGUAUGAGGAAAGUUCACAUAUUCAUAGCGAUUAUGUUAUUUGCUUAGAGGGUUUCUCAGAAAAAUGUACAGCCUUAUCCUGAAAUAACAAAACUUUAUCCUCAAAAUCAAACAGACUUAUUCCUAAAAUAAUAAAAAUUUAUUCCUUAAAUGAUAGAACUCUUUCAAAAUUGACAACCUGAUAUCAGAAAAAAACAACUUUAUUCCUGAAAAACAAUGCUUUCUACGUCGUGUCAUGAUUCAAUUUUUAUAUUAUCAUUUUUUAUUUUAUUUUUUCAUCAAAAAUGACUUUUUGGUAAUAACAUUCAUAUUUUGGAUAUGAAUUCAGCCUGACAACUUAUAUCUCUGACAACUUUUUUUCAUCAUAACGCCACUUUAUUUUUGUUUAAUUAUUUUUUUCCUUAUUAAACUAUAAUUUAUUCCCGUAUUACUAUUUUUGAAAUCUCAGAUUUGCCUUGUAACAGUAUGGUCCUGAUACUCCAUUGCAAUGAAAUAAAAUAUUCUGUCUUUUUUCUUUACAUUUUAAUUUCUUUUUAAUCUAAAUGUUUCGUCCCCGGAGCUUCCUGUGAGUUUGAAGAACCUGUCUUCUUCUGCAGCCUUAUUCCCCUGACUGGCAUUCAGGUUUCCACUGCAGCUGACUGACCUCCUCCUCCUUGUCCUAUCAAGGCUUGCCUUCUUUUUUCUGCUGUUGAGGACGAUGAUGUACUUGUGUGUGUGUGUAUGUGUGUGUGUGAGAGAGUGUAAUGUCGUUACCAGACCUGGAACUAAUAUCAUUUAAAACCCUAUUAAAAAUCUUCUUGUGGGAUUGAUCAAUGUUUGCUAGCACAGCAGCUCCCUUCCCCUGAACCCCAAAAAACAAUCCAGGCAGGCAGAAGCAAUCAAUCAUCAACAGUGUCUUUGAUGGGAUUCUGAAUGCUAUUCGCUUCCAGGAUCUGUGUUGUAUAUUGUAUAUGAAACACACUUUUGGACUCAUAUGUAAAUUUGCAUUAAUUGCUGACUAACAGCGAAAGAAUAUUCUAUUUAAUUCCUUCUCUCUUGGCUGUGGGAUCCUAGAUGUUUAACUGCAUGGAUGUACUGUAUCUCUGCAGAGUCAACUAGCAGCUGUGUGAUUUUUACACAAAAAUAAAAAUGGCACAAUAUUUUAAACAUGGCUCUCUUCAUUGUCUUAGUAUUCUUUAAACAUGGAUAUUUAUUCUCUUACUGUCAUUGUUGGUUUUGUGUCUUAUCUGGUCAUUUUGUCGGCCUCCUCUAUGCUGUUGUUUUAAAACUCUGCCCCUAUGGAGUCAAGCCAUUUAUUGGCAUAUUUGUCUCUUUGUAGCUUCUGUUUGAGUUAGUUGCUGUUUGGUUUGUCUAACUUCUUGUAAGCACCUUCUAUUAUAGUUUUUGUCUCUGUUGUCAGUUUUUGACUCUCUGGCAAUUAGUACAAAGGCGAUGUAGCAGAUGGACUAUAGACCAAUUUACAGCCUGCUUCAUCAAGACGCUGUGCGCGCAGCGUUGCAAGCAUCAAAGAAAGUAGCCUCAGCCACUCCAACGACAAAGCAAGCAGGACAAGUGUCCUGCUUUGACCGACUGGUGACGAUCAGUCACUACAGGGAGAGAGGCUCACACACACCAAGGAUCCUUGACAACGUUACACACAUGCAUGCACACACAGAGCAGCAAUCUGAUGUAAACCACCUUCAUUACCAUACUCUCCCUGAAAUGGAUGCAACUCUUAACUCUUUUUAUAAAAGAAUAUUGAACAAACGACUUGUUGACAUCUUUUUUUAUUUAUACUAUGUGAAAUUUGUCAUUGCAGCAGUAAUAUUUUAUGUGAGACAGGUAAUUCGCUUUUUCAGGGGCUUAGAGAGUGUUCUCAAGUUUACAGAAAGCACUUCACAGUAAUUAUGCAUCAGCUUCUCUGGCAAUGUAAAAAAAAAAAAAAAACUUAUUUUAAUUUAAUUUGUAAUUUUUUGAAGGUUAUUUCUUAGGAAUCUUUUGCGAAAAAAGUACCCAGUCACAUACUGAUAAUAUAAAAUUAAAUAUAAUCUCAAAUUUAAAGAAAUGGUAAGAAUUUAGCUGAUAAGAAAUCCUGCAAAACAAGGAACAAGUAGUGUAGUUGAAGGAUCAGUCUGUAAAAAUGUAAAGAAAGUAAACAAAAACUUUUUUUUGAUACAGUUCAAAAAGCAAAGUUAAGAUUGCUUAAAACUCAAGAGAGUAAAGAUGACACAGACAGUGAGUGGGUUUGAUCAGUUUUAUUCGAUCUCUAAGUGUUGCUUCAUCACUAGGCUGCUGCACAGAGCGGCUUAAAGCAAUCCUGAAUAAAAUCUACUCCUACUGCCCCAGUGUAAUCGCUACAUCAGUGAGUUUAACUCCAGCAAUAAACCACUUCAACCAACUCAGAUAACACUAUCAGAGAUCUGUGGAAGGGGAGUUCAGGUCACUAAAGUCACUGACGGAGCCUUUGAGAAAACAUUAGUUCAAUCUUAACCUGUUAGAAAGGCUGAAAAACGCCUCAAAAAAUCUUAAUUUUAAUGGAAACUUACACGUGAUUUAUCAAGUGCUAUGAAGCCAGCUCACAUCAGGCCUCCUAUUGGAGUCUAAACACAAGGAGGUUUUCUUUAAUUUAUAUGCAGUGAAAUGUUCUCAUUAAGCAGGACAAAGAGCUCUAAUGUAACCACGAAACCUCUGAGGUAAAACUGUGUUUUUCUAAUUUGAUAGCAAAAGCAGGACUCAGAGAGGUGGCGGUUUUCCAGAUGCGAUAGGUUUAAGGUGAUUUCUGAUGGCUCCAGAACAUUCUCUUGUCAGCAGGAUGGGGCAUGAAUCUGACUUACUUCAGCACUCUGAAAGCAAAAGAGGAAAAACAAGUUAAUUGCACACAAUCUAUCUUUUUUAUGUAAAUUGUAUUACCAGUCCUCUAAUCUUGACUCUUUGUAUUCUCUCUCCUGUAUUUUUCUAACUUCUCAUAGCCCUGCUUAACACUCACACACUGGUUUCCUUGUAGCGGUCCAGAGCCUCCUGGGCCACCACCUCAGAAAACUUGGGGUCGGUCCAGGGGAUGUCGCCCGGCACUGUGAAGUUCAUGGGUGGAGAGUCGAAGAGCUUCACAGACACCUUUGUCUCUUCGGGCUCCUUCUCUGUCUCGCCUGGUUUCUCUUCAGAGUCCCUGCAGAUCACCUGGAAUACAGGACAGUCUCCAGUUAAACUCCACUGCUAACUUUUGUUUUAAUCAUUUCAAUUUUUUCUGUCCAGUGUCUUUACCUUAAAAUGUGACUUUUUCUCUCUGCUUCUCUUUAACAAGUUUUUGUCUCAAUUUCUACUUUUGCUAUCAUUUUCUACGCUCUCUAUGUCGCAAAAUGACUUUUAUUCUAUAUAUAUUACAGGUUGAUCUCAUAUCUGUUAGUACUCUAUUACUGUACAUAAUGUUAAAGAUUAUAUCUCCAUCACUGUCUCUUCCAGCAUCUUAUAAACUUCAUCACAGACAAGAAAAAUGGGCUAGUUUGAUUUUAGACAGAUGAAAAAAGGUGUAAAGCUGCAGUGAAGGAGUUGAACAAUAAAUCAGGACACUUGCAGGUCUACGUACUCCUUGAAUCUUAAAAAUGUCGUCUUUGGUGCUGUUUGCCAGAGCUGACACCCAGCCAAACUGUCUGUUGAGCAUUUCCAGGAUGGAGGAGGUGUUAAACAUUUUCUCCUCAAACCUCCUCAGGAGCUUGUUGUACUGCUGUGUGAAGCGCUCAGUCAUAGCCAGCGCUGUCUCCAGCUCCUCCUUUAGUGGACCCUCCAGAGGUCGCUUUCCAGAGCAGUCUGAGCAGAAAACAGGUUCAGAGGAGGAAUGUAAUCACUUGGGAGCACGAGUGAAGUUAAAAAUAUUCAUUUAAGUGGCCUUUAAUGAUGGAAAGACAACUUUUAUUGUUUGAUUUGACAUCCAGAGUAAAAUUGGAAAAGGACAAAAAAGGGUCAUUACAUAGACUGACUAGACAUAGUCAGACUUUCUUCACUUUUAACUUCUCACACUUUUCAAAUAAAUGCCUUUGUGCCUCAAAAACUGCUUAGUAAAUGACAAAAUUAGUUUAACCAUUAUAAAAAUUCAUUCUUUUUUAAUAUCUCUAUUGUCUCUCAGAGGACCAAAAACAUUUAUAAACGUGUUCAUUGUCAUAUCAAAAAAAAGGAAGCGUCCCUCUGACUCUUCAAAUCAUGAGUUUAGACCAGCAAAUCUUUAUGUGUAGCUUGUGGCCCCCUGAUGGAUUACAAAGGUACUGCAGGUGGGAUACUACAAGAGGUCAUGAACAAGACUAAUAAAACUAGCUUGCUUUUGCUGUUAAAAAUUAUGAAUUUAUACAAAUUUUGUUGCUUUAUAGUUGUUGCAAUGCAUAAGCACUGCUUUACUGUUGCUUACUUUAUUAAUAAUUAUCUAGUUUAUUAAAAUAAAUACAUUUGGAAAGAAGACAACAAAUAUCUGAUCCCUCUUUAGAAAAUCAUAUUACCUCAAUAAAUAGUAGAGUGAUUUAUCCAAAUUCUUACUAUUUUAAAUUAGGAAUAAUUUAGUUUCAUUAUACUGUAUUUCUUAUGAAAGUAUAGUAUUUUCCCCUGCAGAGAAUGUUCCUCAUGUCUCUUGACUUCACACCAGUUUCAGUUUCCCAUCUUCUUAAAGCUCUACCUGUACUAUUCCAUCAUACCAGUUAUUCCAAAGCUCUAACAUCGUUGUUUACAUUUUUGAGUCAUAAAAUGUAAGGAAAAAAUAACCCACUUACCAAUAUGUUGAAUAUCUUUACAUUUCUGGCACUCAUCUUUGAACCUGAUGCAGCCAGCUGAGUUGCGGCGAAUCUCUCUGCACGUCAUCUGUCCGUUACCAAAAGGUUUGGUGAUGACCACGUCCUCGUUUACAUCGCCGUCUAUGACACAACACAAAAUACAGAGUUUAAAUCGAGUGUAGUGUGAGGAGUUUUUAUCUGGCUAGGAAACAGACUGAAACUGGUACUGGUGCCUUUU
Xyrichtys novacula (pearly razorfish) is the source of this 30270-nucleotide messenger RNA. Lineage: Eukaryota; Metazoa; Chordata; Actinopteri; Labriformes; Labridae. The record is from the annotation of a GenBank genome assembly.